AUGAAGAGCGUGUCGAUUAGAAAGGUGGGGGGCGCCCUGGGGGCGCUUGUAGAGGGUGUGGAUCUGGUCCAGAUUCUGGAUUCUGCAGAAUCUGUUGCCGAGCUGCGCCAAUGGGUCAUAGAACAUCAGGUUGUGUUCAUUCGUGACCAACACAUGACACCUGCGCAGUUCCAGCAACUGGCAGAACAUUUUGGUGAGGUGAUGGAUCAUCCCGCCUAUGGUGCGGUGGCAGGCGCGCCAGCCGUCCAGGUGUUAGAGAGCACGGCAGAUGCCCCGUCAAAAAUAGAGUUGUGGCAUUCGGAUAUGACGUUCAGUGCAUCGCCACCCAGUUUUACGCUGCUGCAUGGGCAGAUUAUCCCCGCUUAUGGGGGCGAUACACUCUGGGCAAGUUCAUUAGCGGCCUAUGACAGUUUGUCAGCGCCUAUGAAGGAAUUUCUGGAUCCGCUCAUGGCCGGGCAUGAUUUUGCCCACGGAUUUAAAGAAAGUCUGGCGGAACCCGGCGGUGCGCAGCGCCUGGCGGACAUGGUGGCUGCAAAUCCACCGGUACUCCAUCCACUUGUGCGUACCCACCCGGAAAGCCGGCGUAAAGGCAUAUACGUGAAUCCUUUGUUUACCACCCACAUAGAAGGAACGUUCAUGAGCACAUCCCAGUUUGGAUUGUUAAAGCAGCGGCGGUUCGCUGCGCUAUUCUGGACGCAGUUUCUCGGCGCUUUUAACGACAACGUUUUUAAGCAGGCGCUGGUUUUGAUUUUUGUCUUCGGAGGGCUGAUCAACGCCGAUACAACCGAUGUUUUUGUCAACCUGGCGGCCGGUCUGUUCAUUCUGCCCUUCUUUCUGUUUUCAGCCACCGCCGGCCAGAUUGCAGACAAAUUUGAAAAAUCCCAGCUGGUGCGCAUCAUCAAGGUCGCUGAAAUUGUGAUAGCGCUGUUCGGCGGCGUCGCUGUGUAUCUGCAGAAUGUUUACGCCAUGUUGGCGGUGUUAUUUCUGCUGGGCGUGCAGAGUACGUUUUUUGGCCCUCUGAAAUUUUCCAUCCUUCCCCAACAGCUUGAUAAAAGUGAGCUUGUCGGCGGCAAUGCGCAGAUUGAGAUGGGCACCUUUGUGUCCAUUCUGUUAGGCACCAUCGUCGGUGGCGUUGUGGCUGCGCAGAAUGAUGUAGACCUGCUGUUAACCGUCAUGGUUGUGGGUGUGGCUGCUGUCGGUUACCUGUGCAGUCGGUUUAUCCCCGUGUGCCCAGCGACGGACCCCACAUUGAAGAUUCGUUGGAAUCCGGUCAGUGCUACCUGGUCGAUGAUUCAGGCGGCGCGUGGAAAUAAGUCGGUGUUCCUGUCGAUCCUGGGUAUCUCGUGGUUCUGGUUGUUGGGCUCUCUGCUACUGGCUCAAAUUCCCAAUCUCACCAGGGUUUAUCUGAACGGUGGCACGACGGUGGUAACACUGAUACUGGCGGUGUUCACCAUCGCAGUUGCUGUCGGUUCGCUUGCUUGUGAGCGUUUGUCGAGCAAUCGUAUUGAGCUGGGCAUUGUGCCCCUUGGCGCCCUGGGACUGAGCUUGGCGGGUAUUGAUCUGUAUUUUUCGAUAACAGGUUUUGCAGCGCUGCAGCCUUCAGAAUGGCUGGCGUUCAUUGCCGCACCCGGCGCGGUCCGGAUUCUGUUUGACAUGGCAAUGAUAGGCUUCUUUGGUGGUCUGUUUAUUGUGCCCCUGUAUGCGCUCAUUCAGACGCGUACCGAAGAAGCGCGUCGCGCCCGGGUGAUUGCGGUGAAUAAUGUGAUCAACGCUUUUUUUAUGGUCUUCGGUGCCGGGCUUGCCAUCCUGAUGUUGAGUGUCGUGGGUCUAUCUAUUGCGGAACUGCUGCUUACGGUCAUGCUGAUGAACAUCGCAGUGUCCAUAUUCAUUUUUCAUCAGGUGCCUGAAUUUGCCAUGCGGUUCAUCAUCUGGUUGUUGAGUCACACCAUGUAUCGUGUUGUGCCUGAAGGUCUGGAACAGGUACCCGAAGAGGGCGGUGCGCUGCUGGUUUGUAACCAUGUGACCUACGUGGAUGCGCUGCUGCUGGCUGGCGCGGUCAAGCGUCCGAUUCGAUUCAUCAUGUUUAAACCUAUCUACGAUCUCCCGGUGCUGAAUUUUGUCUUCAGAGCCGGUGGCGCGAUACCUAUCCAGGGCGCGAAAGAAAACCCAGCGGCCUUUGAUGCUGCCUUUGAAGAAAUAGCUGAGGCGCUGGCGUCCGGGGAUCUGUUAUGCAUUUUUCCGGAGGGCGCACUGACCCGUGACGGUGAAAUCGCGACUUUUCGUCGUGGGGUGGAACGCAUUGUCAGUGAAACACCCGUACCGGUUGUGCCCAUGGCUUUGCGGGGUUUGUGGGGUAGUUUCUUCUCCCAUUCAGGUGGUGUUUUUAAGAAUCCAAGUCGCUUCUGGAGCCGCAUAUCCGUGCGUGCAGGCCAGCCGGUUCCCGCAGCCGAAGUGACUGCCGAGCGUUUACAGCAGGACGUUGAGCGCCUGCGCGGGCAGUUUGCCUGA
Messenger RNA from Symbiodinium necroappetens, 2508 nucleotides. The record is from the annotation of a GenBank genome assembly. NCBI's taxonomy places the organism in Eukaryota, Dinophyceae, Suessiales, Symbiodiniaceae.